Salvia miltiorrhiza (redroot sage) is the source of this 1502-nucleotide messenger RNA. Its product is annotated as AT-hook motif nuclear-localized protein 22-like. The record is from RefSeq and is a predicted model, not a curated record. The transcript has 2 exons. The coding region runs from base 402 to 1190 and encodes 262 amino acids. Gene Ontology annotation, cellular component: nucleus. Gene Ontology annotation, biological process: vegetative to reproductive phase transition of meristem. Gene Ontology annotation, molecular function: minor groove of adenine-thymine-rich DNA binding; DNA-binding transcription factor activity. Lineage: Eukaryota; Viridiplantae; Streptophyta; Magnoliopsida; Lamiales; Lamiaceae.
AAUUAAUAAAGUCGAAGAACCCUAAUCCAAAAAGUAGCCCUCUGAUACCGAAGCCAACCAGAUUCAUCACUCCAGAAAACCCUCUGUGCCGCCGUCGCAAAUGGAGGUUAAUUUCACCUCAAAAUUUGGUGGGUAACACCCAAAUCCUCCACUGAGUAGCUAGAUUGAUUUACCGAUUCAAACAAAGUAAGCUACAAAAGAGAUAUAUAUAUAUAUAUAGCAAAAGCAAAGCAAGCUCAAAGUCCACUGUCUCCCUCUCUCUCUCUCAGCUAGCUUCCACUAAUCCUUCUCUUUUCUUGAAUUAUUACACCAUUUAUUGUAUUGCAAUCAAGAUCAAUUUCCUACUCACAUAUUUUAAAAUCCAACAAAUCUCGUCGAAAAAAAAAUCGGUAGUGUAUUGAAUGGAGGGGCAUCAACUACCACCAGCAUUCCACACGAGGGAUUUCAACCUGCAACAGCAAUUCCACCACCACGGCGAAGACGAGCAGAGCGAGACCAGCAGCCUAAAGCGCGGCCAUGACGAGGGCGGCGGGGAGGGAGAGAUGUCCGUCAACCGGAGGCCGAGGGGCCGCCCCGCCGGCUCCAAGAACAAGCCGAAGCCGCCGAUCAUCAUCACGCGCGACAGCGCCAACGCCCUCCGCACCCACGUCAUGGAGAUCUCCGACGGCUGCGAUGUCAUGGACGCCAUCACCAGCUUCGCCCGCCGCCGCCAGCGGGGCGUCUGCGUCAUGAGCGGCACCGGCAGUGUCACUAAUGUAACCCUAAGGCAGCCGGCGGCGCCGGGGGCGGUCAUGACCCUGCACGGCAGGUUCGAGAUCUUGUCGCUGUCGGGGUCGUUCCUCCCCCCGCCGGCCCCGCCCGCGGCCACCGGGCUGACUAUAUACCUCGGCGGCGGGCAGGGGCAGGUGCUGGGGGGCAGCGUGGUCGGGCAGCUCCUCGCGUCGGGGCCCGUCAUCGUAAUGGCCGCUUCGUUUAGCAAUGCCGCGUUCGAGAGGCUGCCGCUUGAGGAAGAUGAGAAUGCCGCGGUUCAAGUUCAGGGUGGAUCGCCGCCGCCGCUGCCGCCGCAAAAUCAGCAGCAGCUCAUGGGCGACCCGUCUUUGCUGCAAGGGAUGCCGCCUAAUCUUUUUAAUCAGAUGCAAAACGAGGCGUUUUGGGCAACCGAGAUAUAUAUUGAUCGAUAUCAGCGUUAAGCAUCAAAUGGUAGGAGCUGUCCAGCUGAUUUUAAUUAUUAAAUUUCUCAUAGUAAUCAGUGAGAUUAAGGUAUGAGUAACAUGAUGCAUAAGUAGAAGGGCCUUCACUAAAGGUAUUUACAAUUUCAAUACAUGGAGGGCUGGCAAAACAUUUCACGAGAGGUACGGGCUUAUCAUAUGCAUAUAAUUUUCCUUGGGAAAAUUAUCAAAAUAUCUAAAAUGUCCUAUAUAUACUAAUUUAUAAUAUUCGAAUUUUCAAUUUUGCAUCUUAAUCUAACGUUAAAAUAUUGAGUGAUUGAACAUAUUAAAAUA